AUGAUUGCCGUCUUUUUAGUGUCCUAUCACUGCAGAGACAAUAGCUUUUUAGGGGCUUUUUUGUGUCCAGUCAGUAGACAUGGAGUCCGGGAGCCGGUGGUGGCCCACAACCCUGUGGAGCCGCAAAUAGAUAGGGGGUUACCCUACCAUUGCUGGGGGACCGCCCACUCCAUUCUCACGUUUUCCGUACACCCGCAAUUCUUGAGCAGUAAUUCCCAAAACUUGAUAUACAAACUGAUAAAUUCCUGGAAACAUAAGGCUAUACAUACAUUACACGUUCAGAUCGAGGACUACAGGCGCUCACCAACACAUAUAUUUCAGGUCCAACUCUAUAACUAUCAUUUCGCAAACACGGAUCAGAAAAGUGCCCAAAAAAUGCAUAUUCAAUGGCAUGGACUGACUGGUGGUGGUGUGUGUGUGCACUGGGAUAGGAUAGGAGAUCUGGCUCUGACACUGGCACUCAUGGGCACACAUAUACACACCAAACCCAUAGCCAUAUUAUAA
Molecule: messenger RNA, 504 nt
Organism: Oppiella nova
Lineage: Eukaryota; Metazoa; Arthropoda; Arachnida; Sarcoptiformes; Oppiidae
Source: the annotation of a GenBank genome assembly